Messenger RNA from Symphalangus syndactylus (siamang), 1038 nucleotides. RefSeq names its product NME/NM23 nucleoside diphosphate kinase 3 (gene NME3). Lineage: Eukaryota; Metazoa; Chordata; Mammalia; Primates; Hylobatidae. Gene Ontology annotation, molecular function: nucleoside diphosphate kinase activity. Gene Ontology annotation, biological process: UTP biosynthetic process; CTP biosynthetic process; GTP biosynthetic process. The record is from RefSeq and is a predicted model, not a curated record.
UGGGUGGGUUGUGGGGGAUACAGUUAGUGUCCGAGCUACUGGAGGAGACUUGGCCUCCGCAGCUGCCCUCCGGCACCCCACGGCUGUUGGGUUCCGGGGUGCAAGUGAAGCAGCGUCCCCGCGGGCGGCCGCGCCCUGACCAGGCCUCUUUAAGUGCAGGCCCCGCCCCGGGCGCCACCGCCCCGCCCCGCGGAUCCCGCUCCCGCACCGCCAUCAUGAUCUGCCUGGUGCUGACCAUCUUCGCCAACCUCUUCCCCGCAGCCUGCACCGGCGCACACGAACGCACCUUCCUGGCCGUGAAGCCAGACGGCGUGCAGCGGCGGCUGGUGGGCGAGAUUGUGCGGCGCUUCGAGAGGAAGGGCUUCAAGUUGGUGGCGCUGAAGCUGGUGCAGGUGGGGGCGCGGCCUCCGAGGAGCUGCUGCGCGAGCACUACGCCGAGCUGCGUGAACGCCCGUUCUACGGUCGUCUGGUCAAGUAUAUGGCCUCCGGGCCGGUGGUGGCCAUGGUAUGGCAGGGGCUGGACGUGGUGCGCACCUCGCGGGCGCUCAUCGGGGCCACGAACCCGGCCGACGCCCCGCCCGGCACCAUCCGCGGGGAUUUCUGCAUCGAGGAACCUGAUUCACGGCAGCGACUCGGUGGAGAGUGCCCGCCGCGAGAUCGCGCUCUGGUUCCGCGCAGACGAGCUCCUGUGCUGGGAGGACAGCGCCGGGCACUGGCUGUAUGAGUAGCCCGGCAGGUGCGCGUCGCAGAGGCUCUCACACUCCAGCCUCCUCCAGGGCCCAGGUGGCCGGGCCUCUGGCCCCACCCUACAGCGCUGGGAACAUCCCUUUGGAUGCGCUGCUGAACUUCCAUCCACCUGUGAGGACGUUGCAUCAAGGGUGGCGCGGGCCUCUCCAAUCCCUGGUGUACAGGGCUUCGUGCCCGAGGAGCUACUCCAGGAGCCUGCGCGGCUCACCUGGAAACGUGCCAGGACGCUGUCCUGGUGCCCAGCCCAACGUGAUCCAACUUUUCUUUUUAUAAUAAAGUGAAGUCCUCGUU